UUACCCGCGUAUGAACAGACGACUUUGUUUGGCGGGAUUGAGCAGAGAAGAAGAAGCAAACCCCAGUCGUCUAUUCGGAACCAUGCAGUUUCCCAGCAGAAGAAGGAAGUUCAUCACCAACUCUCAGACGGAGCUCUAUGGACAUCCUCUGCAGUUCUACGGGCAGCCACCUCUGGAAAACAUCUGUCUCACUGAAUUUGAGGCAUUUGCUGUGGAUCGGCUGAAACUGUUGAAGACCAUUGAGAAUUUGGGCGUGAGCUGCGUGAAGCUGUCCGAACAGUACAAAAAGAAACUGGAUUCUGAGUCUAAAGCCCUGAACUUUCCUUACAGACCAGACGCUGAUGACAGGAAACCUCAGGCUGGACUGAGUGAACAUGAGAAACGCAGAAAGGACCACAUCUCCCACUUCAUCCUCAGACUGGCCUACUGCCAAACGGAGGAUCUGAGGCGGUGGUUUAUACAACAGGAAGUGGAUCUUUUCCGCUACCGCUUCAAUGAACUGUAUCCGCCACAGAAGCUUGAAUUUCUUCACAGAAAUAAUCUGCAGUACGACACUAUUAGUGUCGAGGAGAAGAAGACUCUGCGGGAUAAACUCGUCAACUCCAGUUACACCGUCAGUGGAAUCACUGUGGAGGAGCAGGACGUCUACAAAGUCCCAUUUCAGGAUGCCCUGGAUCUCGUGCGAACAAGGAAAGUGUACCUGAAAGCGGGCUACGUGUACAUCCCUCACCAGGACAUUGUCACCAUUGUUCUCAACGAUUUCCGCACCCGGCUGUCUAGAGCUCUCGCACUGACGGCCCGCUCGCUACCAGCAGUGCAUUCUGAUGAACGACUCCAACCGCUCCUUAACCACCUCAGUCACGCCUAUGUGGGACAGGAUUACAGCAUCCAGAAGAAUGUUGGGAAAAUCUCCUUGGAUCAAAUUGAUUCACUUUCGGGAAAGUCCUUCCCGCUCUGUAUGAGGCAGCUCCACCAGUCCCUCCGAGAGAACCACCAUCUCCGCCACGGCGGCCGCAUGCAGUACGGCCUCUUCCUCAAAGGGAUCGGCCUCUCCCUGGAACAGGCGCUGCAGUUCUGGAGGUCAGAGUUCAUACGAGGCAAAGUGGAUGCUGACAAGUUUGACAAAGCAUAUGCCUACAGCGUGCGCCACAUGUUUGGCAAAGAAGGCAAGCGAACAGACUACACCCCCUACAGUUGCAUGAAGGUGAUUUUAUCAAACCCACCCAGCCAAGGCGACCAUCAUGGCUGUCCUUUCCGUCACAGUGACCCAGAACUGCUGAAGCAGAAGCUUCAGGUCUACAAAGUGUCUCCCAGUGGGAUCAGUCAGAUCCUGGAGCUGGUUAAAGGGAUGCACUUUCAGCUGGCGUGCCAGAAGUACUUUGAGCUGACGCACAACAUUGAGGAAGCCAGUUUCUCGCUCAAUCACCCCAACCAGUACUUUAUAGAGAGUCAGAAAGCUUUGGGAGGAGGCAAGGACGUCAAGCGAGAGACGGACACUCCUCAUAAGUCGCAGGAAAAUCCGGCCUCCAAAGGAUCCGGUGCUACUGGAGAGUCGGCAGCAAACACCUCGCAGGGUUUGGCUGAGAUGACGGAGGAACUGGACUCCUACUUCCAAGAUGCCUGAUUUUCCUUUUGUGUGUUUUUAUCUGGUUUUUUUUUUAGGUGUGGUACAUAAUCUAGCUGUACAUGACAUGUACAUGUCAUUCCUCUAUAUUCUCAACAUAGCAGACUUUAAGUUGACCUUGACUGGACCUAAUAAAACUUCAACGUCGGACCAAAGCAGAGCUUUGUUUAUUCCGUUAUGUCGGUGACGCAGCGUCAUUCAUUUUUCUGUUUAAGCACACUGUUAAACGUUAUCUCUGUAUUUCCGUCUUUUUUCCCACACUGGUCUGAACUCUGAUGGCUUCUAUCCAGUCUCAGUGCUCAGUGUUUUGGCAGGAAUGUGGUUGUCGGGGGGGGGGGGGUUGAUGACUAGAACAUUACCCAGCUGUCUCAGAAACAAUGUCAUUGUAUUUGCUGGCAGGAGGAUGGAUGAAUUGUGGCAGUAGGAUGGAUGCAAAUAAACUAUUUCCCCAUUUGUAUUAUGCCGCCUUGGAAUGUUUCCUCAUCGUGCACAAUGCAGUUUAUUCAUACAUGGUCCGCAGAUAUUUCCUCCUCCUCUCGAACUUCUGUUUGCAAU
This is a messenger RNA of Anarrhichthys ocellatus (wolf-eel), 2179 nucleotides long. It is a transcript of the gene prim2, whose product is annotated as DNA primase subunit 2. Gene Ontology annotation, biological process: DNA replication initiation; DNA replication, synthesis of primer. The record is from RefSeq and is a predicted model, not a curated record. Lineage: Eukaryota; Metazoa; Chordata; Actinopteri; Perciformes; Anarhichadidae. Gene Ontology annotation, cellular component: alpha DNA polymerase:primase complex. The coding region runs from base 11 to 1624 and encodes 537 amino acids. The transcript is spliced from 14 exons.